Molecule: messenger RNA, 1686 nt
Organism: Saxophila tyrrhenica
Lineage: Eukaryota; Fungi; Ascomycota; Dothideomycetes; Mycosphaerellales; Extremaceae
Exons: 5
Coding region: 1-1686 (561 amino acids)
Biological process (GO): carbohydrate transport; transmembrane transport
Cellular component (GO): membrane
Molecular function (GO): carbohydrate:proton symporter activity
Source: RefSeq, a predicted model, not a curated record
AUGGCCGAGAAGAACCCAGCCCAGCAUGUCGAGUCCUCGCCAGAGGGUCCUACACACGACUACAUGGAGCUCCACCCAUACUUCAGAGACAACGGUUGGGAUCUCGCUCGUUUGACCGACUCUGCUCAAUCGGCCAUCGCUCGCGAGCACAGCCUGUCCUUUCGAGAAGCCGUCCGACUGUGGCCAUGGGCUCUCUUCUUCUCCAUUGGCAUCUCCACAACACUUGUCAUGGAAGGUUACGAUACGGGCUUGAUCAACUCCUUCUUCGGGCUUCCGCAGUUCAGAGAGGCUUACGGUCAGGAGACGUCGGAUGGAGACUAUCAAUUCACAUAUGCGUGGCAGUCGUCCAUCUCAUCGAUGGCUAGUGUUGGCGGAAUCUUUGGUCUGCUCUUCGCGGGUCAGAUUGUCGACCGUAUCGGAUAUCGCUGGACAAUGCUUGUUGGUCUCGGCUGGUUGACAGCCGCCAUCUUCCUCACCUUCUUCGCUCAGAACGUUGUUAUGCUGUUCGUCGGGAAUCUGCUGUGCGGCGUGCCAUGGGGUAUGUUCCAGAGCGUGGCCAGCUCGUACGCCAUCGACACCGCACCCCUCGUACUCCGACCGUUGAUGACCAGCUACAUCAGCUUGUGCUGGGCGAUGGGUCAGUUCAUCAGUACAGGAGUGUUGCGAGGUGUUUUGUCUCGUACCGAUCAAUGGGCAUACCGGAUCCCAUUUGCUGUGCAAUGGGUCUGGCCGCCGAUUCUAGCAGUCGUCGCUGCCCUUGCGCCAGAAAGUCCGUGGUACUUGGUGCGUAAAGGGCGGUUGGCGGAGGCCCGUCAUGCGCUGCGGCGACUUGGUUCAAAGGGUGCACAAGAAGACCACCUUGAUAACAAUAUUGCAAUGAUAUACGUUACGAACGAGCAUGAGCGACAGAUCGAGCAAGGUACGAGUUACGUCGAGCUCUUCCGUGGUGUCAAUCUACGUCGAACAGAGGUGGCAGUCGGAGCAUGGAUGUGUCAAGUGACUUGGUUUGGCGGCAAUGUGACGUACUUUAUGGAACAGGCCAAUGCAUCUGCGCACACCGCCUUCGCCUUCGGCCUCGGCAUGAACGCAGUCUCCUGCAUCGGUACCGUCGCAUCCUGGUUCCUCGUCCCCAAAGUUGGCAGGCGGCCAAUGUACCUCUAUGGCCUCCUCGGCAUGCUCGCAACCUUGCUAAUUGUCGGCUUCCUGGGCAUUCCAUCACCAACCUCCGACAGCAUCUCCUGGGCGUGUGGCAGCAUUCUGAUCAUCAAUAUGCUGCUGUACUUCCUUACUGUCGGACCGGUCUGUUUCACCAUUGUGCCAGAAGUCCCGGCUGCUCGGUUGAGGAACAAGACGGUUGCUGUCGCCCGCGCAGCGUACAAUAUCUGCGGCAUUGGAGCUAGCUUUCUCAACCCUGCCAUCUUGAACCCAGGAGCUUGGGACCUCAGUGCAAAGGGCGGCUUCGUGUGGUCCGCCUUCUGCAUCGUCUCUGUUAUUUGGGUCUUCUUCCGCUUCCCUGAGACCAAGGGCCGGACGCCAAUCGAGUUGGACACGCUCUUUGAACGCAAGACGAGGACUCGUGCUUUCCGCACAGCAGAGAUUGAUACUGGGGAGAUGGCAGACGCUGCCGUGGCAGAUGCUGCUCAUGUGUCGACCAAGGUUGUGGAGGGACAGAAAUGGUCGGUUUGA